Owenia fusiformis is the source of this 7833-nucleotide messenger RNA. Lineage: Eukaryota; Metazoa; Annelida; Polychaeta; Sabellida; Oweniidae. The record is from the annotation of a GenBank genome assembly.
GUAUUUUAUUAAUUGGAUGGCAGAUUCAAUUGUUUUCUGGUCGUAUAAAAUGUACCUGCUCCUUGUAAACCACUGCAGCUACAUUUUCGGAGGUGUGUGGACGUUGACUUCACCCAACGGAACAGAAGCAUGAAUGACAAAAUGGCGAAGUUGCUUUUGCCGUUGGCGCUCGUGCUGAUGACGUGUGUUCACCUAUCGUCUGCGCAAUGUUUCACCGGAUGUUACUGUAACGAGGAAACGAGAGAAGUCCUAUGUGGAAAGGACCUGACAUCUUUCCCGUACACAUCUGGAUUGAUCGCAGAACCGACAAGACUUCAAAUCAAAUGCCAAGAUGGAUUCGAGAUUCCUAGUCUGAAGAAAAGCGAUUUGGACAAUUAUAUCCAUUUAACCCGAUUAGAGCUUCUUGGCUGUGGUUUACAAGACAUUGCUGACGAUGUGUUCGACAGUCUAACAGAAGUAAUUUUUCUCGGACUUGGAAACAACAAGCUAUCAUCAAUUCACCAACACACAUUUUCGAAACUUACCCAACUCACAACGUUGUUGCUCCACCAGAAUGAAUUAACGGAGAUUCCCGAUAACGCCUUUAUACACCUUACUAACCUGAAGACCGUCCGUAUAUCAGACAACAAGCUUAAACGUAUCGGUAAACAUGCAUUCGAAGACAUACCUUCCCUCCAAAAUCUUUGGAUUGAAGGUAAUCCCGAGCUCACUGAGGUUGACAAACUGGCUUUUGCUAGCUCUUCUAUAGAGUAUCUUACGAUAGGUGGCGCAGAUUUGUCCGAGGAUUUCAUCACACCACUGAAGCAUUUAACUGGCUUGAAAAAUCUACGUUGGAAUUUAAAUAAACGGCCGAUUAAUCUACCUGUCGACAGCUUUGAAAGUUUUGAUCUAACAAGUUUGGACUUAAGUGGCAAUCAAAUGUCGAGUCAUCGUUUUCUGGAAAAGACACGUGCUCGCACUGUUCGACUACACGAUAACCUUUACACUUCCAUUGACUUUUUGCCGUACACUCUACCAAAUACAACCUACCUCGGGAUAAGCAGAAACAAAAUAUCGACACUUGAUGCGUCUAAAAUUGGACAUUUGAAAACAUUGAUGUACCUAGAGUUAGACGACAAUUUGAUCGAUGAAGUCACCGGUACUCUCUCGUCUCUAACAAACCUUGUUAGAUUCGCGGCAGGUCGGAACAGAAUACAGCAUUUGCCAGAAGGAUUCUUCAAAGAAAAUACACAGCUACAGAAAAUUGAAUUAGAAGAAAAUCUAAUCGAUAAUUUGAAUGGAGCAAUGUUUCCUGUGCAAAACUCUCUUACCUCGCUUGAGUUCAAUGACAAUCGCAUCGAAAGAAUUUCAGAUGACAUGGAGCCCAUACUCAGAGGGAAUGUUCUCACAAGUAACUCGGGGUAUAUCUUGCUAUACAAUAAUCCCCUUCACUGUAACUGCGAGAUGAAAUGGUUGAAGCAAUUAGUGAAUGAGAAACCAAGUAUUUUGGAGCACCCCUUCCCAAGAAAUAUUGAAACGAUAUGCGCUUCGUCAUCAAAGCCAAUCAAAGACAUGGAAUCUGCAGACAUGGUGUGUACGACACCUAGCAUUAGUCACAUGACGCAUCCAGUUGGAAAUGAGCCCUGGAAAUGCACCGCCAUCGGCGAUCCUGCGCCUGCUGUUGAAUGGUUGAACCCAGAUGGUGACGUCAUUGCAUUUAAUAAUCCUACCAGUCGAGGUGCUGCCGCUGUCUCAGUUGAUUUACCACAAGAGCAUGUUCCAGUGGGUACGUUUACAUGCGUCGCUAAGAGUGAUGUUGGAGAAGCAAAAGCCCAAGUGUAUUUGAUGGGACAAGAAAAUGAUGUAUGCCCAACUGGCUGUAAUUGUGAUGAAAUUGGGAAAUCAGUCAGUUGCGGGACGGGACUCACUGCUUGGCCCCAGGAUUCUGGUCUCGAGGGUGUGAAAAGUUUAGUUAUUUCCUGCAACGACGGUUUCGAGAUCCCCCAUGUCACAACAUCGAACUUUGACAAUUAUCCCUCUCUGACACGAUUGAGUUUGAAUAAUUGCGGAACACAAGACAUUUCUGAUGACGUAUUUAACCUUCUUACUGAGGUUACUUUUCUUGGGCUCCCUGGAAAUAAAAUUACAUAUGUUCACCAGAAUACCUUCAGUAAGCUCACCAAACUUAAGACCCUUUUACUACAGGGGAACCUUAUUGAAGAAAUCCCAGAUAAUGCAUUCAUCCAUCUGCGAGAAUUGACAACAAUGCGUAUGUCCGACAAUAAAUUGAAAAAAAUUGGCAAGAACGCUUUUGCAGAUUUAACGCAACUGAAAAACCUUUGGAUCGAGGGAAAUCCUGAACUAUCUGAUGUUGACGACGAUGCAUUCACAGAUUCACAUAUUGACAAUUUGUCCAUAGAUGGUGACCUUGAUGAAGGGUUUAUUGACUCGCUUGCCCCUCUUAAAGAUAUGAACACUCUACAAUGGAAGAACAACGCAAGGGCGAUCAAUCUGCCUGCUGACAGUUUUGUUGGCUUUGAUUUUCAGUCCCUCGACUUAAGCAAUAACCAGCUUGAAAAUCUCGACUUUCUCGAGAAUUUGAAAGCCGGAGUAUUACGCCUUGAUAACUGUGGUAUAAGUAGCAUUGACUUUACGCAAUACGAUCUACCAACAACAACAUUCUUGUCCGUUCAGAACAACCAAAUCACCUCUGUAGAUCUUAAUCAAUUGGACCAUAUCACUACGCUGAACUACUUGUAUUUAAGUUACAAUGCUAUCACUGAAGUUAAGGGCACAUUGGAACCCCUAUCCGAACUCUUACAGUUCUCGAUUGCGAAAAAUCAACUGAAAGAAAUCCCUCAAGAUUUAUUCAAAAAGAACCCAAAAAUUAUUAAAUUUGAGUUUGACAAUAAUGAAAUCGAAACUAUAAGUGGGUCUAUGUUUCCCGAUGACACUUCUGUGAGGUUUUUAGAAUUGUUCAGCAACCACCUCCAAACUAUACCAGAUGAUAUGGAACCUAUUGUCCGACAAGGAAUUCUUGAUUCCGGUUAUUUCCAUAUCCACGAGAACCCUCUUCAUUGCAACUGCGAACUCAGAUGGCUGAAAGAUCUCCUCGAGGAAAAGCCAACCAUACUUGAUUAUAUGACGUCCAUUCAAUACGAUGUUCUCUGUACGACGCCCAAAGUUACUAAGUUUAAAGAGAUGGACGCAAGGGGCCUCGAGUGCUCGUCUCCCGUCAUCGAAGCGCCAAAAGUUCCCGAAAAUGGCGACCAGUGGUUGUGUAAAGCAUCAGGUGACCCCGCCCCAACUGUGGAGUGGAAAACAGCCGCAGGUGUUGUGGUAGCAAAGACUGAACCCCAUACGAGGAGUGACCCUAGUGUGAGUGUUAGCCUACCCAAGUCUUCCGAAGAACCUGGAACGCUAACUUGUACGGCUCGUAGCUCAUACGGAUCUUCAACGGCCAGCGUUGUCAUAACAGACAACAAGAUGGCUUCCAGAGCGCCUUUGAUCGCGUUGGUGCUCUUUAGCUUCGCGGAGUUAUCGUCUGCUCAAUGCUUUACCGGAUGUGCGUGUGAUGAGGGAAAGGGAGAUGUAAUAUGCGGAACGGGCCUGACUGCAUUCCCGCGAGAUUCUGGAAUGAUUGCUGAGCCGACAAACCUGCAAAUCACCUGCAAAGAUGGGUUCCAGAUUCCUCAUUUGACCAAAACAGAUUUCGACAAUUACAAGCACCUGACCCGUUUGUACAUCCAGGAAUGUGGCUUGCUCGACAUCGCCGAUGAUGUGUUUGAGCUUUUGACGGAAGUAACAUAUCUCAGCCUUUCGUACAAUAAACUAUCAUCCAUACACCAGCACACAUUUUCUCAACUAACAAACCUGGUAACGUUAAUGCUUUUUAAAAAUGAAAUCACCGAGAUUCCGGACAAUGCAUUCAUACAUUUACAAAACCUAAGGACUGUUAGUCUAACCAACAACAAGCUUAAACGUAUCGGGAAACAUGCCUUUAAAGACUUGCCUGAUCUUCGAAAUCUUUGGAUCCAGGACAAUCCUGAACUAGCUGAGGUUGAUGAUCUCGCUUUUGCCGACUCCUCGAUAACGUUUCUGACAAUAGGGGCAACAGAUUUAACGGAGGAUUUCAUAAAUCCGCUCAAACAUUUGACGAAAUUGAGUAACCUUCGCUGGACGCAUAACAAACGACCCAUUACUUUACCAGCUGACAGCUUUGAAACUUUCGGCAAUCUUGUAUCGCUAGACUUGCGAAGCAAUCAAAUGACGAGUCAUCGUUUCCUGGAAAAGACAAGUGCUCAAAUGAUACGACUGGAUGGGAAUCUGUACACGACACUUGACUUUUUACCAUAUACCUUACCAAACAUAACGUACCUAACCAUGGAAAGGAACAAAAUUACAAAGCUCGACACCUCCCAGAUUGCCCAUUUGAAAUCUUUGCGCUCCAUUGAUCUCGAUGAUAACUUAAUAGAUGAGAUAACUGGUACACUAUCUCCUCUUCAUAGCCUCGAACGAUUCUCCGCAGCCAGAAAUAAAAUCCAACAUUUACCAGAAGGAUUUUUUAAAGAAAACACACAGCUCCAAAGAAUAGAAUUAGAAGAGAACGUCAUCGAUAACUUAAAUGGAGCUAUGUUUCCCACUGAAAAUUCUCUGUACAUAUUUGAAUUUCAUAGCAACAACAUCGAAACCAUUCCGAGUGAUAUGGACGCCAUAUUAAGGAAGAACAUGAUAGAUAGGACGGAUGCGUACUUCAUGAUAUACGACAAUCCUCUCCAUUGCAACUGCGAGCUUGGUUGGUUACGACAGUUGCUGAACGAAAAGCCGGGACUAUUAGACAACCCCCGGUUCCCUAAAAACAUCGACACAGUCUGUGCCUCUUCAUCAAAACCAAUACAAGACAUGGAGACGUCAGAAAUGGUUUGUGCUACCCCUAGUAUAACUCACAUAACGCAUCCAGUAGGCAAUGCACAUUGGAAAUGCACCGCCAUCGGUGAUCCUGCCCCUGCUGUCAAAUGGUUAAACCCAGAUGGUGACGUCAUUGCGUUCAUGAAUCCGACAAGUCGAGGAGAUGAAUCCGUUUCGAUUGAUCUCCCUCAGGAGCAUGCCCCAAAAGGUACCUUUACGUGUGUUGCUAAGAGCGACGUCGGUGAAGCUCAGGCACAUGUGUUUUUAGUUGGACAAGAGGAAGAUUAUUGCGCGACCGGAUGUGUUUGCGACGAAGUAUAUAAGUCAGUGACAUGCGGAGAAGGACUACAAGAAUGGCCGCAAGAACCAGGUCUCGACGAUGUAGCAAGUUUAAUAAUUACAUGCCAAGAUGGUUUUGAGAUCCCUCAUAUCACAAAAUCACACUUUGAUAACUACCCAUCUUUGACAAGAUUAAGUUUGAACAAUUGCGGGACACAGGACGUAUCAGAUGACGUAUUUGACAGUCUUACCGAUGUUACUUUCCUUGGACUUCCUGGAAAUAAGAUAACAUAUAUUCACCAGAAUACCUUCAGUAAGCUAUUUCAUCUUAAAACACUCCUUCUGCAGGGAAACCUCAUUGAGGAAAUACCGGAGAAUGCAUUUAUUCAUCUGCACAAUCUAACGACAAUGCGCAUGUCUGACAACAAAUUGAAACGUAUCGGAAAGAACGCUUUCGCUGAUUUAACUCACAUGAGAAACUUAUGGAUCGAAAACAACCCUGAGUUAACUGACGUCGAUAAAGAUGCGUUCGCAGAUUCGCAUAUUAACUAUCUGGCGAUAACUGGCGAUCUAGACGAAAGCUUUGUAGAAUCGUUAGCCCCUCUCAAGGAUAUGAAGACUCUAAUUUGGACCGAUAACGCCAGGUCGCUCGAUUUACCCGUGGACAGCUUCACUGGAUUUGAAUUUCUCUCUCUUGACCUGAGCAAUAGUCCCCUUGAUAAUUUAGACUUUUUAGAAAAUGUUAGAUCCGCAAACCUUAAAUUGGACAAUUGCGGGAUCCGCAAUAGUGAUUUUACGAGAUUCGACCUACCAACGACAUCAAUAUUAUCCGUACAGAAGAAUAAGAUUACGUUCUUAGAUCUGGAUCAACUGGCCCAUAUCUCCACGUUGAGGUAUUUGCUGUUAAGUGAAAACGACAUCACUGAAAUUAAAGACACGCUCGAGUCUUUUCCCGAUCUUGUACAAUUCUCUAUGGCUAAAAACAAACUGAAAAAGAUUCCUCAAAACUUAUUCAAAAAUAAUCCUAAAAUUGUCAAACUUGAGUUUGAAUAUAAUGAGAUUGAAGAAAUCAGUGGCUCGAUGUUUCCCGAAGAGUCCACUAUAAGAUAUUUCGAAUUUUUCGGCAACCACAUUCAAACUAUACCAGACGAUAUGGAUGCUGUAUUAAGGCGAACGAUUCUAGACACGUUCGGUUAUUUUCACAUCCAUGAAAAUCCUCUGCACUGUAACUGCGAACUAAAAUGGCUGAAGGAUUUGCUUGAAGAAAAACCAACAAUAUUUGAUUUUGGUACGUCCAUCCAACAUGACGUCAUGUGCACGACCCCCAAGGUAACCAAGUUCAAGCUGUUAGACUCCGCAGAGCUUACCUGUUUGUCUCCCGUUAUUGAAGCGCCAAAUGUACCUGAAAAUAACAAUCAAUGGGUUUGUAAAGCAGCUGGAGACCCCGCUCCAACAGUGGAAUGGAGAACAGCAGAAGAUGUCGUUGUGGCUAGCAACGAGCCACAUAAACGAGGCGACCCAUUUGUGAGCGUUAGUUUGCCCAAAUCAUCCGAAGAAGAUGGGACGUUCACCUGCGUUGCCAGCAGCACGUAUGGUUCUUCCACAGCCAGUGUAACUCUAGAAGAUACGUCUUCCACUUCAAACUCUGCCAAAGCCGUCAUAUCAGUGUUUGCCUUUAUGUUACCAAGUCUCCUGAUGUUCAAUUUUCUUAUUUAAAUAUAAACUGCCAAAUGAAAUAUACAUAUAACUAUGCAUAGGUUUCAGGCCGAAAUAAAGACAGUGGGCGAAAUAUGAAAAUUGACUGCACUGUCACACCGGAAUAGCCUGACAACGGUAAAGUCAGAUAUCGUUGUCAUAAAUGGCAGACACAAGUUAACGUCGCUUCUCAUGGGAUUUUAUCGUCGCUAAUUCUGUGCAUGUAUUAUAAGCUCUUGUGAUUAUGUUUCAAAUGAAAUCCCAAUUUCGAUGAAAUUGGGUCGUGAAUCGCCACAAUAUACAUGUAGCGUCUUCAAUAUCGUCAAUGACAACGGAAUCUGACAUAUGGAAAUGCAGUGGCCGUUGUCCCGUAUCUCAUUUUGAUCGGUCAAAUUAAAUUUAUUUCGAUGGUAGAACAUUAUUAACUGUACAUGUGCACUGAGUAUUAAGACACUUUGAUUGAUUGUUGUUCCAAAGGAAAAUCAAAUUGAAGCGACGGUUAUGUCCGCCAUUUGUGACAUCGGCAUCUGACUCUACCAUUGUCAGGCUUUUCCGGUGUGACUGUCAUCUUUAUUAAAUGAUAUUUCUAUCCUAUGUUCAGUUUAUGGAUUAUGUAACACUCUCUGAUUUACAAUAAUACACAUUAUAUUACUAUAUUAUAUACUAUUUGAAAUUCUAAAUCGGAUCCAAUUCAAAUAUAUUUGUGAUAUGUGUUAGCAAUAGGUUCUCACGUGCUAUUUCAUCAACAACGUUAUGCUUCAAAUGUCGGGCUAUGCCCAUGCCCAUUUCUGAGGACUGAUAAUGAAAGCAUACACAAACUACAUGCUCUAUUUUUGAAUUUAUUGAAUUGCAAUAUGUCAAAAAUAUAGGUUAUUUGGUAAGUUUAAAUCUCCGAUAAUCUUUUUGAAUUGAAGUCACAAAAUUAAAAAAAGGAUUUUAAUUAACCCUAAUGCAAAAGCUCAAAUGCACUCA